ACAAAAAUGCAAAGCAAUAGAACUUGUUCUGAUGGCAAUGAAAGCCAUAUAAAGACCAGCAAAUCAAGAUAGCAUUCCAGGAAAUCAUCAUGAUAAAUGUUACGACAGCCACAUUUAUGCUGUCCUUUUCAUCCAAUGUCACGGCAGCACCUGUUGGGGGUUAUAUCAUUUCCUGGAGGAUGGCUAUGGUCGCUCUUAUUACAGUCCCACUCUCAGCCAUCACCAUAAUUGGCAACAUCCUUGUCAUUGUUGCCUUCCAGGUCAACCCUCUCCUCAGGACUGUCAGUAACUACUUCCUGUUGAGCUUGGCUGUGGCUGACCUUAUCCUGGGCACCAUCUCGAUGAACCUCUACACCACUUACAUCUUGAUUGGACGCUGGACAUUAGGCAAUCUGGCUUGUGAUGUGUGGCUUGCUGUGGAUUAUGUAGCAAGCAAUGCGUCUGUCAUGAACCUGCUGGCCAUUAGCUUUGACCGUUACUUAUCCGUCACACGACCUUUGACCUAUCGGGUCAGCCGUACAACCAGAAGAGCAGCGCUGUUGAUCGGGUUGGCGUGGGGUAUAUCUUUCCUACUUUGGGCACCAGCCAUCUUGUUCUGGCAGCACAUAGUGGGUGAUAGGACAGUGCCUGAGGAUCAGUGUUCAGUCCAGUUCCUGUCUGAGCCUGUGAUCACAUUUGGGACAGCCAUAGCAGCUUUCUACUUGCCUGUCAGUGUGAUGGUGGGUCUUUACUGGCGGGUGUAUCAAGAGACAGAGAGACGUUCACGGCAACUAGCUGGGUUAAUAGCAUCCCAUGGGGGUGACUCAAACAAGUCAUCACAGUCCCAGUCCAGUAACAGCUAUGUAAGCGAUGUUGAAGAAACCAGGCUUCAGAUAACCAUACAGCCAACGACAGAGAAGAGCACUAGGACCCUGUGUUCCUCCUUUACUCAGUGCACAGCAGCAUGGUGGAAGAAGAGUAGAUUACGUUACUCUGGAGCUCCAUCACGCACUGUUAACAGCCACAAACAAACUGGCACAGACUGCUUUCUCAGCAAUGAGGAUAUUCAGAAAAAUUCUGCAUAUAUUCCACUUGCUCAGGUCAACAAGAGAAUGGACUUAUUGAAUGAUUCUGAUGUUGAUUCGGAUGAUAUCCAAAUGGUGAACUGCCAAUCAGACAGUCAACAGUCUCUCAGACAAUAUCCCACUGUAACUACAGCAGCAUCACCUCUUCCACAGUCAGUGACGCAGAAAAGCCGCAAGCCACGCAGCUGGUCCCUGAUCAGAGAGAAGAAAGCAGCACGAACCUUGUGUGCCAUUCUACUGGCCUUCAUCGUGACAUGGACACCCUACAACAUCAUGGUGCUGGUGUCCACAUUCUGUGAUCACUGUGUUCCUGAGGGACUCUGGCAGUUGGGGUACUGGCUUUGCUAUGUCAACAGCACAGUGAACCCAGUUUGCUAUGCAUUCUGCAACAAGCACUUUCAAGUAACCUUCAAGGCUCUGUUACUCUGCAGGUGGAAAGAGCAGAGAAAGGGAAAAAGAUGGACCCUUUCACAGGAGAGCUAAUUAACUCACUGGAGGCUGUGGGUUCUUGUCAUUUUUUUUUUAAAUUCUAUGCUUCCUUUCCCUGUAUCCUCAAAGUCUUUUUUGGCAGUUAUUGAGACUUGUUGCAUCACUCUGCUUUUCAGACUUACAUAGUGUAAUUAACAGCUACUCAGUCAAAACAUUAUUUCAUAUAUACAUUGCAUUUUUAAAUGUUGUUCAAACCUACAAGAUUCCAUACCACCGACUUACCUAUAACCAGGACAUAUCAACAUUCAUGCAGAUUUUACCCAGUUUUUCCGUUGUUAUUAUUUUGCAUAGACUUGUAUAUACAUUAAGAUGUAACUGAUAGCCCCACUUGAAGAUUCCUCUGUAAAGAUACCAUAAAGCUAGAAAUGACCUAAACAAUGAACUAUUAGCUUUAGUUUCUGACUGCUGAUGCCAGCUAAUGUUCAAGGAGAGGUUGGAUUAUUAAAAACAAGGUUUCAUGUUACAAUUAAAUGAUAGUAAACAAAGACAUUCUCUUUUUCACUGCUAUAUUGGAUCAAACAUUCCAUGUUGCUGUGCAAGUGUGUUACAUG
Tachysurus fulvidraco (yellow catfish) is the source of this 2104-nucleotide messenger RNA. RefSeq names its product cholinergic receptor, muscarinic 1a (gene chrm1a). The record is from RefSeq and is a predicted model, not a curated record. Lineage: Eukaryota; Metazoa; Chordata; Actinopteri; Siluriformes; Bagridae. Gene Ontology annotation, cellular component: plasma membrane; dendrite; synapse. Gene Ontology annotation, biological process: G protein-coupled receptor signaling pathway, coupled to cyclic nucleotide second messenger; adenylate cyclase-inhibiting G protein-coupled acetylcholine receptor signaling pathway; chemical synaptic transmission. Gene Ontology annotation, molecular function: G protein-coupled serotonin receptor activity; G protein-coupled acetylcholine receptor activity. Bases 90 to 1547 code for a protein of 485 amino acids. The transcript is spliced from 2 exons.